AUGUUCAUUGUUUGUGGUAUAAAUGAAAUAAUCAUCGUAGCGGUGUUCGCGUUCAGCUCAGCUGCACAGCUUCCAUCCAGGAACUACAUUCCACCAAGCCAAGGGGGGCAAGAGAGUGCAGUACACCCAGAACACGGGACUGGGAUCCACGGGGAUACAGGGAAUAGAAGACCACAACAAGAUGCCGAGAAGAACUCUGCAAUUUUGAAACAAGAGCAGGAAAUUACUGAGAAUGGGGAUUACCACUUCGGCUAUGAAACCUCAAGCGGCAUCCGAGCUGAAGAGUCAGGUUCCCCCAGCCAAUCCCAGGGUGGCUUCUCAUACAAAGGAGAUGAUGGGAACACAUACACUGUGAUCUACAGCUCAGGAGAAGGUGGUUUCAGGCCGCAGGGAGAGCACCUUCCUGUUCCACCACCGACUCCGCAAGAGAUCUUGUUGGCUUUGCAACAGAACGAAAAAGAUGAAGCCGCUGGGAUCUUUGAUGACGGUAAAGAUGCUAGUUCAUUGUCGCUUCCAUAG
Molecule: messenger RNA, 519 nt
Organism: Bombyx mandarina (wild silkworm)
Lineage: Eukaryota; Metazoa; Arthropoda; Insecta; Lepidoptera; Bombycidae
Gene: CPR16
Product: cuticular protein RR-1 motif 16
Cellular component (GO): chitin-based extracellular matrix
Molecular function (GO): structural constituent of chitin-based larval cuticle
Source: RefSeq, a predicted model, not a curated record